AUGGACUGCUUCAAGCAAAUCUUUCGGGCUAUUAAGGCACCUUUUGUGCGCAAGGAAGGAAGAAUCGUCGAGAUUGGACCCCCUACCAAUUUCCGCAAAGAAGAAUUGCCCGCGUGCUUCUCCGAUGCCGAGUCAGUCUUAACGCGCAAUCUCACUCCGUCCGAACCGCCUCAUCUGACAUCCCAGUCACAGUACUUUGACGUCUCAGAAAAGCCACAGCGAGAUGGAGGAUGUGUCUCCCGAACCGACUGCCCGUCGACCAUCUGUGUCGGCCAAGAUCCGCAGCCAUGUCCGAAAGCUCAGCGUUCGACGCUUGCCCGGAUCCGAGACUGCUUGAAGACUUCGCGCCUGUCUCUCGGCUCCAAGAAGACGGCGAUGGGCCCCUCCGGAGAAGCGACCGGUGGUGAUCAGCAUACAUUCAGCACGAUAGCAGAGAAGGUCAAGAACGAAAAUGAGAACAUGGGCGAGCAGUGA
Molecule: messenger RNA, 474 nt
Organism: Penicillium oxalicum
Lineage: Eukaryota; Fungi; Ascomycota; Eurotiomycetes; Eurotiales; Aspergillaceae
Exons: 2
Coding region: 1-474 (157 amino acids)
Source: RefSeq, a predicted model, not a curated record